Meriones unguiculatus (Mongolian gerbil) is the source of this 10819-nucleotide messenger RNA. RefSeq names its product neuregulin 1 (gene Nrg1). Gene Ontology annotation, biological process: intracellular signal transduction; activation of transmembrane receptor protein tyrosine kinase activity; animal organ development. NCBI's taxonomy places the organism in Eukaryota, Metazoa, Chordata, Mammalia, Rodentia, Muridae. The record is from RefSeq and is a predicted model, not a curated record. Bases 428 to 2365 code for a protein of 645 amino acids. The transcript has 13 exons. Gene Ontology annotation, molecular function: protein tyrosine kinase activator activity; chemorepellent activity.
GAAAAAGAGCCGGUUAGGACUUCCCCAAAACUUGUGGGAACUCCGGGCUGCGCGUACGGCAGGAGCGGAGCGGAGCGGAGCGCAGCGGCGGCGGCUGCCGGGAGAUGCGAGAGCAAACCCGACCGUGAUCACCUUUCCCUCUCCGGGCUGUAAGGGAGCGAGACAGGCCACCGCAGCGAGGCCACGCCGGAGCCGGCAGCGGCAGGACCCGGGACCCCAGAGCAGCCCCGAGCCACCCGAGACGGAGCACACGCUCCAGGUGAUCGAGUCCACGUCGCUCCCCGCAAGCGACAGGCGACACCCCCGCGCAGCCCCGCCACUCGCUCUGUCCUCCAGGGACAAACUUUUCUCCAAGCCCUUGGACCAAACUUGUCCGCGCGUCACCGUCGCCCAGCGGGGUCCGCGCAGAGCGCUCAUCUUCGGCGAGAUGGCUGAGCGCAAAGAAGGCAGAGGCAAGGGGAAAGGCAAGAAGAAGGAGCGGGGAUCCCGCGGGAAGCCCGCGACCAGCGAGGGCGACCCCAGCCCAGCAUUGCCUCCCAGAUUGAAAGAGAUGAAGAGCCAGGAGUCAGCUGCGGGCUCCAAACUCGUACUUCGAUGUGAAACCAGUUCUGAAUACUCUUCACUCAGAUUCAAAUGGUUCAAGAAUGGGAAUGAGCUGAACCGAAAAAAUAAACCACAGAACAUCAAGAUACAGAAAAAGCCGGGGAAGUCAGAACUUCGAAUUAACAAAGCAUCGCUGGCCGACUCUGGGGAGUAUAUGUGCAAAGUGAUCAGCAAGUUAGGAAAUGACAGCGCUUCUGCCAACAUCACCAUUGUUGACUCAAAUGAGCUCACCACUGGCAUGCCAGCCUCAACUGAAAGAGCAUAUGUGUCCUCAGAGUCUCCCAUUAGAAUAUCGGUAUCAACAGAAGGCGCAAAUACUUCUUCCUCCACAUCUACAUCCACAACUGGAACCAGCCAUCUUGUAAAAUGUGUUGAGGAUGAGAAAACUUUCUGUGUAAAUGGAGGCCAGUGCUUUAUGGUGAAAGACCUGUCAAACCCUCCAAGAUACUUGUGCAAGUGCCCAAAUGAGUUUACUGGUGAUCGUUGCCAAAACUACGUAAUGGCCAACUUCUACAAGCAUCUUGGGAUUGAAUUUAUGGAAGCGGAGGAACUCUACCAGAAGAGAGUGCUGACAAUUACUGGCAUCUGUAUCGCCCUGCUGGUGGUCGGCAUCAUGUGUGUGGUGGCCUACUGCAAAACCAAGAAACAGCGGCAAAAACUUCAUGACCGGCUUCGGCAGAGCCUUCGAUCAGAACGGAACAACAUGGCGAACAUAGCCAAUGGGCCUCACCAUCCAAACCCACAACCAGAGAACGUGCAGCUGGUGAACCAAUAUGUAUCUAAAAACGUCAUCUCCAGUGAGCACGUUGUUGAAAGAGAAGUGGAGACAUCCUUUUCCACCAGUCAUUACACUUCCACAGCUCAUCACUCCACAACUGUCACCCAGACUCCUAGUCACAGCUGGAGUAAUGGGCACACAGAAAGCAUCAUUUCAGAAAGCCACUCCGUGAUCAUGAUGUCAUCAGUAGAAAACAGUAGGCACAGCAGCCCAGCUGGGGGCCCACGAGGACGUCUUCAUGGCCUGGGAGGCCCUCGAGAGUGUAACAGCUUCCUCAGGCAUGCCAGAGAAACCCCUGACUCCUACCGAGACUCUCCUCAUAGUGAAAGGUAUGUAUCAGCCAUGACCACCCCGGCUCGUAUGUCACCUGUAGAUUUCCACACGCCAAGCUCCCCUAAAUCGCCCCCUUCGGAAAUGUCUCCACCUGUGUCCAGCAUGACGGUGUCCAUGCCCUCCAUGGCAGUCAGCCCAUUUGUGGAAGAAGAGAGGCCUCUGCUUCUUGUGACGCCACCAAGGCUACGGGAGAAGAAGUAUGAUCACCACCCCCAGCAACUCAACUCCUUUCAUCACAACCCUGCACAUCAGAGUACCAGCCUCCCCCCUAGCCCAUUGAGGAUAGUGGAGGAUGAGGAGUAUGAAACGACCCAGGAGUAUGAGCCAGUUCAAGAGCCUCUUAAGAAACUCACCAACAGCCGGCGGCCCAAAAGAACCAAGCCCAAUGGCCACAUUGCCAAUAGAUUGGAAAUGGACAGCAACACAAGUUCUGUGAGCACUAACUCAGAGAGUGAAACAGAAGAUGAAAGAGUCGGUGAAGACACACCUUUCCUGGGCAUACAGAACCCCCUGGCAGCCAGUCUUGAGGCAGCCCCUGCCUUCCGUCUGGCUGAUAGCAGGACUAACCCAGCAGGCCGCUUCUCCACACAGGAAGAAUUACAGGCCAGGCUGUCUAGUGUAAUUGCAAACCAAGACCCUAUUGCUGUAUAAAACCUAAAUAAACACAUAGAUUCACCUGUAAAACUUUAUUUUAUAUAAUAAAGUAUUUCACCUUAAAUUAAACAAUUUAUUUUAUUUUAGCAGUUCUGCAAAUAGAAAACAGGAAGAAAAAAACUUUUAUAAAUUAAAUAUAUGUAUGUAAAAAUGUGUUAUGUGCCAUAUGUAGCAAUUUUUUACAAUAUUUCAAAAAAACGAGAAAGAUAUCAAUGGUGCCUUUAUGUUAUGUUAUGUCGAGAGCAAGUUUUAUACAGUUACAGUGAUUGCAUUUUCACAGUAUUUCAGCAAAACCUCCCACAUAUUCAGUUUUUGCUGGCUUCUUGUGCAUUGCAUUCUGAUGUUGACUGGAUGUAUGAUUUGCAAGGCUAGCAGCUGUCCCUCUCUUUGCUUCCAGUACCCCCCCAACCAGUACUGUCUUGAAAUGGCACAUCCAUCCAAAUACUCUUCUACUCUGUAUGAAGUUUUCUUUGCUUUCCCAAUAUGAAAUGAGUUCUCUCUACUCUGUCAGCCAAAGGUUUGCUUCAUUGGGCUCUGAGAUAAUAGUAGACCCAACAGCAUGCUACUAUUACAUAUACCAGGAAACUGCGCUAAGUAAUGUUAAAUAUUAGGAAGAAAGUAAUACUGUGAUUUUUAAAACAAACUAUAUUAUUAAUCAGAAGACAGCUUGCUCUUGCUAAAAGGAGCUACCAUUGACUUUAGUUUUAACUUUUUAAUUAUUGUUGUUCUUGACAAAGAGUAACAGCUUCGAGUACAGCUUAGAGAAUGGGUUUUGGCUUGCUAUCAGGAUAAAUCUAUCAACUUAGAAAAGACUCAGUUUUCCUUUCUCUUCACGGGGAAUGAUCCAACAGCUCAUCUGUUGACCAAUCAACCACAGCUGCUAAAGGUGCAAUCGUUUCUUACGUAUUUCUUUUAACUGACUGGUUGUGCCCUCUUCUUGGCUCCAGAAGAGGGACUUUGUGUCAUGAAGCCUCAGCCCCAAGAGUACACUCCAUCGUCUGUCCUAACCACUUAUAGAGUACAAUGUGCCUGUGGUGCAUAGCGGUGACUGGCCAUUGCAGGAAAAUGUUCCCCUGGUAGAAUGUUUAGAAGAAGUGAGUGUGUAGAAGUCACAAGGGGAAAGCAGCUGUCUUACCCAGUUGACAUCUUCAUGUUUGGUUGACCCCUCCUUUCUUCCCUUUAUGUUUCUCUUGUGUGCAACAUGGCCUUGACUGAGUCAUAACUAUGCAUGAAUAUUUUUUUUUUUUGCCAGGAAUGGCCAAUGUGCAUGUGAUUUGUGAUUAAUAAGAACUUUCCCCGGUGAUGCCUCACUAGGGAUUGUCAAAAGCGUUGAGAAGAUUGCACCUUUUCUUGCAGAAGUGACCCCCCCCAACCUGUGGACUGAUCUCUCUCCAUCAACAGCCUGUCUCUUCCAUUCCUCCUCUCUAAGUAAUUUUUCCCAUACUGUCUCAGAAGCAGAACUAAGAUUGCUUUAAAUUUUAUAUGUGCCCUUGUGAUUGUAAAGUCAGUGAACGCAUAAAGAUUUAAUAUUUGAACAACUGCUAAUACAGGGAGGGGGAAACAAAGCGUGGGGGAGGAGGAAUAACCCCUCAGCACCCUUUGUAUUCCCUGCCUGUUAUCUGUCAAUCAGGACUGGAACUUUCUGAGUUUCUAAGUAGGAAUUACACAGCAAAAUGGAAAACAGUUGCACAGGGGAUUGACCGUGCCAGUGGCAAUUAUUGAUUCUUGUUCUCAGUUGAACAGAAUCUGUUUCCUUUACCACAUCUUUGUUCUAAGUCAAGGGAAGUAAUAACACUGGACUGGGUCUUAGAGGAAGACUGCAGGCUGGCCACACGUCAGCUGUUCUUCCUCCAUGUUUUAAGAGGCCCUUGAAGUCACUAUUUGAUGUCUCAUGUUUCUUGCCGUUGUUCUCAGGACAGUUUCUCUGUGCUCAGACUGUUGUCCCCAUUUGCGUUUGAGCCCACGUAGAGGAGUGCCUGCUGGUGAAAAGCCUUGCACUGCCUUCCCAGUGCUACAGACGGUGGUCAGCUCACCAUGGGGGAAAAAAGCCACCAAGCUUCUUUAAGUUGCUUAACAUUGACUUUGAAGGCUUUGACUCGCCUCUCAUUCAAUAACAACAUUUCCCUAUUGUUAUUUUAAAACCCUAAAAAUUCAGUUCCAGAUUUGUUCAUCACCAGGGUAUUAAGAAAUUCCCUUCAGGAAAAGACUACCCUGAUAAGAGCAAUUAAGAAAAAAAAAAAAAAAAAAAAAAGCAGCAUUUUGCUGGCAUGAGAAGCUCUAUAAAUUUUCAAAUUGCAAAUAUAUAUGAUUGUUUUUCUUCUGUGCUUUAUCUGGCAACCCAUACUUUGUCAUAUUGGUUGAGAAAGCCUUUUUCCCCUGACAAGAAAGCUUCAUUGAGAAGAGUCACUUGGCUGCUCAGGGCAACCUGUUGUAGCCUCUAGAUUUAUGUUUCUAGGGACGCUCUACAAUGCUUCACUGCCGGGCCUCUCUCUCAACCAUCCUGUUUAUAAAUCUGGGCAGAGCUGUAGCAAUGGGAUGCACACCUGUGGUCCUGGCACAUGGGAAGAUGCCGUGCAUUUUAAGGGAGUACAAACUACUCAGAAUUUAAUAACAACUGUGUUUCCUGGGUCUGAAAUCAAAACUACCACGAGUUACACAGCGGGGUAUAAUUGACACCAAACUCCGUUUGUACUUACUCAAGAUUUGUUUUCUGUCCUGCUUUCCCAUCCUUUCAUCCUCCUACCCUCAAGAGUGCCUGGUGGACAGCCUUCUGCUUUCACAAAAUGGUCCUCCGUGUAAGAGAGAAUGUAUCUCAAGCAGCAAUAUGCCAUCUCUUUCCUGUUUCUGUGUGACUGUCAAUAUAGGUAGAGUCUAUCCAGGGUAACUUUCUCUGUAUCUAUUUCUCUUUUGGCCUGAGGUUGAUGAUAUAUGGCUCCAAGUAGUGAUAAGGAAGAUCUGGCCUUCCCUUUUAGUCCUGGCUGCAUUCCAGCAGCUGCAGAGAUUUCCAUCCACUAAAAUCCCUGAAACACUAUGGAGGAAUGCAGACAAAAGGAAAUGGCCACACAUCACCAUUUCUAUUAUAUAUUCUUUUGUAAAUACACAUUGUAUAGUACUUGGAUGUUUCCUUAAGUCAUUUACUGUCUUUAUGAGUUAAUGUUAGUUUUUACUCUCUAAACUUACUGUAUAACAUUGUAAAUAACAUAAUGUCCUUUAUUAUUUAUAUUUAAGCAUCUAACAUAGAGAAUUGUUUUCAUAUAAGUUUAAAACAAAUGUUUAAAAUAUAUGUUUUUUUCCUUUACUUUAAAAUUAUGUACCUUUUCUUUUUCCAUUUUUAAAGAAUAAUUUAUUGUUCAGGAGAAAGAAUAUAUAUGUAAUUGAAACUAUUUGAAGAAUGCACAUUUGAAGGCCAUGAGGUACUGAUAACUAAAGAAUUUAUUAUCUCAAAUAUUAAGCAAUAAGUAAUUGUGAUUUAUUUAAAGUUUUGUUCAUUUUCCAAGAAAGUCAUACUGCAAUAAAAAAUGCUACUCUGUGGAGACGUGGGCGUGCUGCUCGGCAGACUACCACAGGAGUCUGUUAGAGCAGCACUUUUCAUCUUGCCAUGACAGCUAUGCUAUCUAGGACUGUGCUUCAUGGACCCCAUGAACAUCUUGUUUGUGUUGCUUUUGCCACAUUGCCCAUCCCUGAGUCGCCUUCCUCCUGACUCUGUUUACCACCUCACUCCUUGCUGUAGGAAUCACAUAUGCAAUAGGAGGCUCCAUUCCAUAGCCACCAAACUUCUAUUCACAAAGACAGCAGAGGGAAACACUGCAUAACUUUCUGGAUCCUGAUGGUUGAUACAUUCUGCAGUGACACCAAGACACUUACUUAGAUUAGUGGCAAUGACUAUGUGCCAAUCCUAUGCAAUCAUAAAAGGGGAAGAAGAAAAAAACUAUCAUGUUUCAAAUGGUUCAAUGGCCACAGUAGCUUCAAAGACAUCUAUGCUGAACUCCCCUACAAUGUCUUUAAAUUUAUUUCCCUUCAUGCACACCAUUGUAUAAGAAGGCUAAGGAGCAAUGAUUUUAUGCUCCUCACUCUACCGAUAAUACAAAUCAAACUGAUGCCCAAAGUACUGCUCAGGGAGGGGCCUAUGCACGAAAUAUUCCUCACAUUCUAAGACUCAUCAUAGAAUGACGAUAGUGCUUUUUUUAUUAAAAUUAACCUUAUGAAGCCAUAUUUUAACAAAUAGAUAUUUUGUGUGUAAUUUUUAUAUAUCUUGAGCAUUCUACUCAUUAUCUCAGACAGAUGGAGAGCAUUUAAAGAAUGUGUAAUAAGUUUUCAUGCUUUGGAGUUUGAGAAUAACCUGAGAUUUUUUCCAUCAAAGUUCACCUUCACAUGUAGACACAAUUCUCAGUAACUCACAAUAGUGCCAUUUAACAUCAUUUCCAAGCAGUCUAGAUGUUCAGGAGACUUAAGAAAUUCUGAAGCCACAGAGCGAAUGAAUCUUCCCACUCGUCACUCAGCUGAAAGGCCAAGCAUCAUGUCAGAAGGUGAAGAACAUGGGACUGUCUCCUCAGUUUAUACCGUAGAUUUGCCCACCCCAUACUAAAAGCUGUCAACAACAAUGUCAGUAAGUUAGCUUCAGAAGAGUAUUGAAGAAAGGUAGUGUAGAAAAAUGUAAAAUAACUUUUAGUCAAAUAAGAGUGUAGAUCAUUACUAUUAUUCUCUUGGGUGUUUGACUCUUGGGUGAGAAAUAUAGGCCAGGUCUGCAAACUAGGAAGACAUCUGUUUUUCCCAACCAGUCUGCAGAAAAUUUCUCUUCUCUGCUCCAGUGAUGAAUCAUCAAAGGACUUAAUGUCAGGAAUUGACUUGGGAAUAAGUCAAGCUGGGCUGCAAUCUAAACACUUAAGAUACUAAAAGGAAUGGAGCAUCAGUUGAUCUUAACAUCAUGUUGCUCUCUCUCUCUCUCUCUUUCUCUGGAUACUUUUCCCAAAACUGGUACAUUAAAAAACAAUUUUCAGAGACUAUUACUUCAAAAGAUUAAUUUGGUAGAAACAGGGAGCUUUGUACCUGUGAAGGGAAAACGUUUCUGUUGGAUUAGGAAGCUGAGUAUUGUACAGUGGAAGGAGUUGUUCAAGAGGGAAGUACACGCUCUGGACACCUGCAGGACUUACUGACAUCCUCAUCCUGCAGCUUCUGCCCCUCUCUGGUUAGUUAUUGGUUUUCUUAAACUGUGCUUGAACUUAAAAGCAUAUCUACAAUAGCUAAAGGAUUUUGUUACUAUAAAAUAUCAUGACCUUUUUAUAAAAAGAAUGGGAGAGAGUGGAAUGACAGUUCAACCCAGCCUUUUCUAAACUUCCUCUUUCAAAUGGACUUACAGGAACAGAAAUUUAUGGUGGAAAAGAUAACUCUGCCUAUUAACCAAUGUUCCAAAAAGGCUAAAAAAAAUUAACCAUCUUUAAUGCCUUAUGUAUAAAUCUACUCACAUGUAAAGAGUCAAAAGACUAGAUAAUAUUUUACACAGUUUAUGACUAAAAAUACCCUGCAUGUUUUUUAUUUGCUUCAUGCCAGGAAAAAAAAAUGGUGACGAUUUAGGCCAAGAGAAGUUAGAACUCAUUCUCAAAGUAAUGUAUCUACUGAGUUAGAGAAUGUUGUUAAGACCCUUUCAGUUCCUCCCCUGGCACUGGCCUACAUUCAGUGAGCAGAUCUGUUAACAUAAUGUGAGUUAUAUCAAAAUCAGCUGUUAUUUUGGAGAAAUGAGCCUUCCUGCCUUUGGUUUUCAGAAAAUCUGGAACCCUGUUUGCUUCAUAGAACAACUCCAUACCUGGUCCUUAACCUCAGCUUUCUAAGAAAAUGCAAGUAUAGCCAUGGAAAUGAACUUGCAAUUUUGAUGUGUAGGUGGCAAAUUCUAAUAAAAGAAGAGGGCUUUGUGGUAAGAAUAAUGUCCCUAAGACUAAAACUUUAUGAACUUGGGCAGGUUUCUCCUGUUGCCCUCCUUACUAAUGGGACUGUGGUUCUGUGAGGUUUAACUGGAAACUAGAAAGGAAACUAGAAAAUGUCUAUUUCUUAGUCGGCAUUCAUAUGGCUUCCUUUACUCCUACUCCAGAUCCUUAAGUUUGGAGAUUUAAGUUUCUCUGUUCCAAAUCAAGUAGACUAUAUUGCAUGAGCUGACCAGAUAAACCAUUUCACCAAUCCCAUGUCAAUGUAUGUUGAGGCGCAGCAUCACCAACUAACACUUAACGGAACAGUUUUAGAAACUAAAAUCUUAGUGUAUUUUAUAACUAGUUGACUUCUUGUGUAAUAAUAUGAAAUCAUAGACAUGUUAUUCCAUGUCUGUUCAUUAAUUUUUAACAGAUUAUGAGCAUCUCUGGAUAUAAGUUCACGGAAAAUCAAUGAAACAUGGCUCAUUGUGCUACCUUCAAACUCCAAGUUCUCCAGGGUGACAAAACUAGAACAAUCAAAAACUUCUCUUAACCCCACAGAACAACUGAUCUAUAUUCACCCAUCAGCCUUAAUUUGAAUGGAUAAUGUUCACAGGUAGACUAUUUCUUUGAAACAGUAUUAUCCUAGCCAAGGUCACCAGGGUGACAAAACUAGGGAAAUAAAGUCUCAGAUUAAAACCAAACUCACAUGUCUUUGUGGCUGCCCAUGCCCACCCCAUUAAAUGUCCAACCAUUCCUUAAGUUUCAACUUAUUCUUUACUCCAUGCUUAAAGUGAGAAUCUUUUCUCGUUUAUAUGAUCCAAUUCAUAAUAGAUAGACUUAAGCUAUUUGAAUUCAGUCUUUAACAACUUGGUCCUGCAAAAGUUGAUUUAUGCUCAUGAUAUCCAUCAUCACACUUGCAAAUAAGCGUUGUUAAUAUCAGUGGAGUCUGACAUAAUUGUUCAUGUGUAUUCUUCUCUUUAAGUGAAACUUUUUUUAUUGAGAACAAUUAUGAACUCUAGUAUAUCACCAAAAAAAAAAAAAAAACAAUGCAAAGAAAUAUUUUCUUGUUUUUAAAGAAGAAUCUUUUAGGUAGACACUUCGUGCCUCUAUUCACUAGCAUCAUGAAUUGAGCAGACAUUGGUUGUCACUGACUUUCCUUCUAAAGUGAGAGUCUCCUAAGCUCUCUAGAUCUCUGCCAGGUAAUCUCUGCCGGGAAAUUUCCACUGCUGUGGCUGUCCAGAUUCCCGUGGUCCCUUAGAGUGGAGCCUGAAGUAAGCUUUUUAUCCUUUUCUUGAAAGAGGCUUCAUUGGGACAGCCAUUUUUAGCUAGUAAGGUAUCCAACAACUUAGGUCCCAACCUCUCUCCUCCACAGAGGCUGAGGAGGAGAGUUAGCCCUGCACGUGACAGUUCAUGUCUCUGUUCACCACACCCACCCCUCUGGUUGUGAGCUGUUGCUUCUUACUCACACAGGAAUCCCUGCACAGCCCCAGCUCCCCUCCCCCAUACUCUCCCCAGUAUCUCCCUUGACUGACUGCAAAACACAAACACGCUGCUUAUGUUGCUUGAUCAUCACAGAUGGUACACACAUAUCAAAAUCCCAUGCUGUUCCUCAUAAAGAUGUUCACGUAGUAUGUGUCCACUGAAAACUCAAGUCAUAAAACUAUACAACCUUCAUACCUUGAUCAAAAUAGAGAGAAGUUUGAAUUUAAAGAGGAUUCAAGGUAACAUUCUUGUACUAAGACACCUUCUGCAGUAGGCCCUUGGGAAAGUUUUAGGCCUGGUGGUGUUACUAGGGCACAGACUCACACAUGAAAGGAUAAUAGCUCCACCAGUCAAUAAGGAGAGCACUCUGCAAGGAUUUGGGUGUCUAAACAGAAUUAGGAGUGAGGGGAUCGCUUUCUUCCUGUGAAGGCGUUGACACGGAGAUUCAGGGUUUCGCUCAGGUUAAAACAUCAUCAGUUAUAAUCAAAGAAACAACAGCUGUCGGGAAAUAUCCCCACACUUGUUAGUAGAGGCACUUGACAUCCACAGACUAGAAACCACACUAGAACAUUAUUGUAUGUCUUCUUCAUAUCCAAUGGGUGACAGAUCCAAUGUCGUCAAGUCAUUCCAUCUUCUCCAUAACUUUGCUUCUUCCUUCAUUUCUUGCUCUCAUCUUCUGCCACAGGAUCUCCAGCACCCUGACUGGCCUGCUUCAUCUGCUCCCCUGGGCCAUCUUUCAUGUUCUGAUGGUGAAUCCUAAGUCCCACAACUUAGCAGGCUAGACUGCUGGUUAAACCAUGGCUCCCCAUGGACUAAACUCCUCAGCCUGAACUAAGAGACCCUUCACAGUCUGAUUUUAUAAGAUGGCUCUAGCUUGUCUCCCGCCAUCAUUGUUCAUUCCAAUCUUGUGAGUUUUCUGUUUCCGAAGCACACCUCACUGAUGUUGUCAAAUUUCAGUCAUUGGCAUACCAACUUCACAUGAUUGCCAUGUGCCUCUUCUUGUAUUAUUAUUUGCAUAUUGUUUUUGAUUGACUGCAUUUUAACUAAAAUAAAGUCAUUUCAAAUAAAA